Molecule: messenger RNA, 3370 nt
Organism: Pogona vitticeps (central bearded dragon)
Lineage: Eukaryota; Metazoa; Chordata; Lepidosauria; Squamata; Agamidae
Source: RefSeq, a predicted model, not a curated record
UUCUCCUUGUGUCCCACGCAGGUGGUCUUUGGGAGGAAGUUGACGUCCUUUUCAUCAAUAGCGCUCAGCCAGUUGCAGCAUGAGAAGAAAUACGACAUCUAUUUUACUGACGGAAAAGUUUAUGCUCUGUAUAGGAAGCUUUUGCAGCAUGAGUGCCCGCUGUGCCCAGAGGCCAGGCCGUUUGCCACCGUGGCAGAACUGGAGCAGCACAUGAGGAAGCAGCACGAGCUUUUCUGCUGCAGGCUCUGCGUGAAGCACCUGAAGAUUUUCACCUACGAGCGCAAAUGGUACACCCGCAAGGACCUCGCCAGGCACAGGAUCCACGGGGAUCCCGACGACACCUCUCACCGGGGCCAUCCCCUGUGCAAAUUUUGUGACGAGCGGUAUUUGGAUAAUGACGAGUUACUGAAACACCUUAGGAGAGACCACUAUUUUUGCCACUUCUGUGAUUCCGAGGGGGCGCAGGAGUAUUACAGUGAUUACGAAUACCUCCGAGAGCAUUUCCGGGAAAAGCACUUCCUGUGCGAAGAGGGCCGGUGCAGCAGCGAGCAGUUCACCCACGCCUUCCGGACGGAAAUCGACUACAAAGCCCACAAGACGGCCUAUCACAGCAAGAACCGGGCGGAGGCCAGGCAGAACCGGCAGAUCGACCUGCAGUUCAACUAUGCGCCGAGGCACCAGCGGAGAAACGAGGGUGUUGUGAGUGGUGAAGACUACGAAGAGGUUGACAGGUACAACCGGCAGGGGAGAGGAGGCCGGGCCGGGCCGCGCGGCGGACAGCAGAACAGGAGAGGCAGCUGGAGAUACAAAAGGGAAGAGGAAGACCGAGAUAUUGCCGCGGCUGUCCGAGCAUCCGUGGCAGCCAAGAGGCAAGAGGAGAAGAAGCACGGGGACGAUAAGGAGGAGGGCGCCCGGGCGAAAAAGGAAGAUGCAAAAGAGCUGGACCUGAACGCCUGCAAGCGCGGACCAAAACCGCCCGCUGAAGCCCCCGUUCCCAAAGAGGCUGUUCCAAAGACCGUGUUAAGCCCAGACGACUUCCCAGCCAUCGGCUGCCCGGCAGCAGGCUUGGGGCAGAGCGCUUCCCAGCCCGUCUUGGUGAAACUGGACGAGGAGGACUUCCCCAGCCUCUCCUCCUCCUCCUGCGCGCCAGCGGUGUCUUCUGCCAUGACCUUGACGUACGCAGCCCCGGCGAGAAGGUCUGCUUUCCAGGAGGAGGACUUCCCCGCCUUGGUGUCCAGAGUCCAGCCUAGCAACAAGGCCACGUCCACCCUCUCAUCGGCAUGGAGCUGCGGCUCCAGUAAAAAUGUGGCCAAAGCCAUUGCCGGCAGCACCACCGGCGGCAGCCAGCCCGCCCGGAAAGCACCCCCCGCCAACAUCGGUAAAGGAGGCAAGAAGACCAAGGCCUUCCUUCCCAACGAGGACGACGAGGGUGACGGCUCAGGGGUGACCACCCAGGAGGUGCGCAGCACCCCAACCAUGGUUGACGUGUCUUCCUUGCUGACCGCCUCGAACUCCCAAGGGUUCGUCAGAGUGGGCAAGAAGAAGAAAGUCGGGGCCGAGAAGUCUCGGGCCGCGUCGUCGCCGGUUCUGAGGGAGGCAGCGGCCCCCGCCCCUCCUGCCGAAAAGGCCCCGGAGGCCGAGCACCCGCCCGGCCUCCCUGCCCACCCCCAUGCACCAGACCGAGCGGCAGCAGUGGUCAACGGUCACGCCGAGAAGGCCCCGGUUCCGUGCAAUCCUUCCAAAGAGCCGCCGGGCCUGAAGAAGACCUCGUUGGCCAGCCCGUCUCUGUUACCUCAGGAAGACUUCCCGGCCCUUGGGAAUUCUGGAGUCCCUCGGAUGCCCCCGCCUCCAGGCUUCAAUUCUGUGGUGCUGCUUAACAGCGCUCCUCCACCUCCGGGCCUGUCGGCGCCUGUCAGUAAACCACCCCCCGGCUUCAUUCCGAUCCCACCCACCGCUGCCUCGGAAACUGCCCCUGCGGCUGUAAAAGAGCCCAGACCUUGCCAGGGCGGCCCCUACCUGAUCCUGGAGAACUUCCAGCAGCGGAACAUCCAGCUGAUCCAGUCGAUCAAAGAAUUCCUUCGAGAGGACGAAUCCCAGUUCAACAAGUUCAAGACUUACUCGGGCCAGUUCAGGCAGGGUCUGAUUUCAGCGGAUCAAUAUUACCGGAGCUGCCAGGAUCUCCUGGGGGAUAACUUCCGGAAGAUCUUCAGCGAGCUCCUGGUGCUGUUGCCGGACACGGCCAAACAGCAGGAACUGCUGGCCACUCACAACGGUUUGAAAGCCAGCCUGGGCGAUUCCUCUUCCUCGCUGAGCAAGUCGAAGAAGAGCAAGCGGAACGCCUGGCAGGCGGAGUCAGGAUCCGGCCUGGACUGCUGCGUCUGCCCCACCUGCCCGCAGGUGCUCACGCCGCAGGACCUCGCGGCCCACAAAGCUUUGCACCUGGAGGAGGACGAGUUCCCGUCUCUGCAGGCCAUUAGCCGGAUCAUCAGCUAGCCGGGCCUCACCCACCCCCUUCCGGGUGACCAAUAAAAGCUGUCUCCGUCUUCAAAUUGGCACUCCCGGCGAGGCAGCCUCUCUGUCGGGAGGAGCGCAGCUGGCUGGCUGGGGGGUGGGGGCCGCCGAUGGAAGGCACCGGCAGGUUCAGUGGUGGCGGCAGCGGAGGGUGGUGGCUGUGGGUCCAGGGAGACCGGGACAGGGGCCGCCUUCCUGCCAGCCAAGGCCGCCUGAAAUUGCAGGUUCACACACACACACACACGAGGUGUGGUUUUGAGGGUACCACCGGCAUCGCUCUUGAGAAGGAAUUGCUGCCUGGUGGCCACGAUGUGGAAACGGAGCAGGGUGGGGGUGGGGGGUGGUUUUUGAAAUGGUUAGGAAGGGGGCCCUCGGGCUGCAGAGGAACCAUUGGGAAGAGGUUCAGAAGCAGUCCAGGCCGGUGGGUCGCCAGAGGGGGAAGGCGAUGGGGGAGGACAGAGCUGGUCAAACGGCCUGCCGCGGCUCAAGAGGACCCCUCUGUCCUCCUCAACCCCCUCUCCCAGCUGCCCUCGGCCCCGCUCCGUGCGGAGCACGGUCUGUUUCGUGGGCAGGUACAGGGCCCCUUCGGCGGGGGCCGCGCGCCCAGAAUUCAGAGCCGCUUUCCAGCCCGUUUCUUUGUCCAGCUGACGUGUUCUGGAAAGAAGACCCUAGUUUGUUGAUUGAGGUCCGUUAGAGAUGCAUGUAGGAAACAAAUCGUAUUCGGUGCUUUUGCUCCUCAGUGUAAAUCUGCCUUUCUACUCCAACGAUGCAAGUUUGGUUUCUUUCUGCUGCCUUUAAAAGAAUCUGUGCCGGUUUCGGCGAACCCGUUGUUGGCUCAUUAAACGCUGCUCCACCUUAA